AUGCAACUACAACAGAACCCAACCCAAUUCCCCGCGUACUCGAUCCUCGACCGAAGUCAAUACCCCGAAAGUGUAGCCUUUUGGCACACUCCCUCUCCCGUCCCUCCAUUCAUCUCCUCGACACAGAACCAGCAGAAAUCCUUACAGCCGGGCACAGAACACAAGAAGCACAGACGAACAAGAAGUGGCUGUUUCACCUGUCGAUCUAGGCGUAUCAAAUGUGAUGAGGCACGUCCGGUUUGUGACAGGUGCAGGAAAGGGAAUCGAGACUGUAUCUAUCCAUCGGCCUCCGGUUCGACCUCGAGAUCUAAUUUCCGCUCCCGAUCCAAGUCCAAGGGACCUAGUUCCCGCUCGCAGAGGACUGACUCGCCCGGCCAGGUGGAACAUGACGACGGACGCAUCCUAAACCCAAUAGCAGACAACGAGGAGGAUGAGGAGCAGAGUCCUGAGUCUGGACCCCAACUGUCCCCUGCGAUGGGCACGGCUAGAUCCUUACUAGUUCUUCCUAAAAGGCACAACAAUUCCCAGUCUCCGACGAAGAGUUAUCUACAGUCAAUUGAGCACGCGAGCAGCUCCCCGUCUAUUGAGGCAUCACCGAGAUUCGAGACAAUGAGCACACGAUCGGGUAGUACGGGUCUACCUCCACAGGAGCUGGUUGGAUCUCUAGGGACUGCUAAUCUAGCAGAAGACUUGCGGUUUUAUCUUAUCUUCCACCAGGAAGUGCUGACGUUCCGACACUACCUUCUGCGACAUCCGUGUCACCGCUUCGUGCACCAAACGAUCACUGAACUCGCCCUGAAAUACGAACCUCUUCUCUAUGCGGUCGUCGGUUUUGCUGCGUAUCACCAUUGCGUCCAGAGUGGUAACGGAAAGCUUUGCACAUUUCUCAAGUAUUACAAUAAGGCAUUGACUCUAUUGCGCGAGUCCUUGAGCUCCGGGGAGAAGCAUACUGAGGCAACGCUGAUCACUGUCCUAGUCCUUACUACGUUUGAGGAAUUGUCAGGCGACUGGGUGAGCCUUAUUAGCCACCACCAAGCUGCGCAUGCUUUGAUGAGCGAACUAUUGACUCCCCAAUCUAUAAACCAUACCGAAAUGCACUCUUAUAUCUUCUUAUGGUACUCCCGUUUUGACUUGGUGGCUGGCAUUCUGGCUGGAAACGAAGCCGUUCUCGGGCACGAUUGGUACAUUUCUAAAGAACAAUAUGAUGGAGAACAAGCCGCACUGCAUCCACACGACGCACAGAAACAGAUCGAUUUUGCCGUUUCUAUCAACCGCCGGUUUGGGUUGGAUAUGGCGUCCUUGUACGCCAAGCUGUCUCGAGGCAUCAUAUCGAUCGACGACUUCAUUGUCCAGAACCAAACCCUUUCUCAAACAUUGGAGCGGAUGAAAGAAAUUCUUAUCGCACUCGAAGCUCCCGAGCAUACUGUCCAGUCCUUCCCCAACAAACAGCCUCUAACCGAUGAUGACCCCUUCGAUCCCUACAUUCCAGGUAGCUUGUUUACGGGCCCGCUAUGGCGCGUUAAUUUUGCAUGGAUCGACUACCUUUCCACCAGAACGAUGUUCGAGUAUCAGUCGUUUCUCACUUUACAACAACCACCCAUGCCCGAACUGGAACGCUUGGCUCUGGAACAAUGUCGGUUAUUAGAGACGAUUGAUCGGUGGCCCGAAAAAGAGAACGGGUAUUUCUUUGCUUUCAACAACUGCCUAGGGAUCGCGAGCAUGCUUCUGCCCAAGGAUGAAAAACAUAUAAUGUGGUGUAGGAGGAAGCUUGUCAAAAUGGAGCAGAACGGAUGCGUUUCCGCUCCUCGGUAUCGAACAGGCAUGGCAGAGCUCUGGCAGAAACCCGAACUCAACCACUGGUGGCUCCCAAAUGACGAAGGAUACCCCGAUAUCGUGCGCGAAGUACGCGCAUUGACAGAAGAACGGACGAACAACCCGCAAGACGACUUUCGAGAAAGCGUUCGCGAUAUGAAAACACUAUUUCGGAAAAUUACCUUGGACGACAGUGAGAGUGAUAAGAGUUCGCCGUCUACGCUGGCUAGUGGGACAUGA
Molecule: messenger RNA, 2052 nt
Organism: Aspergillus glaucus CBS 516.65
Lineage: Eukaryota; Fungi; Ascomycota; Eurotiomycetes; Eurotiales; Aspergillaceae
Product: Zn(II)2Cys6 transcription factor
Exons: 3
Coding region: 1-2052 (683 amino acids)
Biological process (GO): positive regulation of transcription by RNA polymerase II
Cellular component (GO): nucleus
Molecular function (GO): zinc ion binding; transcription cis-regulatory region binding; DNA-binding transcription factor activity, RNA polymerase II-specific
Source: RefSeq, a predicted model, not a curated record